Molecule: messenger RNA, 2796 nt
Organism: Malus domestica (apple)
Lineage: Eukaryota; Viridiplantae; Streptophyta; Magnoliopsida; Rosales; Rosaceae
Biological process (GO): regulation of transcription by RNA polymerase II
Cellular component (GO): SAGA complex
Molecular function (GO): transcription coactivator activity
Source: RefSeq, a predicted model, not a curated record
CGAGAAAGAAGAGAAGGAAGAGAGAGAAAAUCAAAAGAAGGAGAAAGAGAGAGAGUAUCAGCAGAAGCGAUCGAGCUACACAGAGCGGAAGUUCGAAUAAAAAUCAGCAAACACCCAAAAAAUACAAAAAAAAUAAAAAAGCAGUGAAGAAAUUUCAAAAAUAAAAAAGCCCAAGAGAGAUAGAAAGCGAAAGGCAAAGUUCCGAAGUCACUGAGGUUCGAUUUUUCUCUGCAAUUCGUCGAAGAAGCUCGAUAAGGUCAGAGUUCAAUCAAUCUCCCAAAACCCCUCUCUCACAAACACUCUUCCAGCUUUUCACUAUUUGAUUUGUCUGCUUUUUUUUUUGGCGCUUCAUUGCGCUUUCUCCUUUUGUUCGAAUUCGAUUUUCCUGCAAUUCGAGCUCUGUUUCUUCAACUUCAAUACGCCGAAGUCACUGAUCUCGUUCCCCCGACUUCAAAUUUCGCGUCUUGAAGUUGAAAGCUUGCGAAUUGGGGGAAAUUAAAAUCUGGGUUCGGAUUGGCGGGGUGGUGUAAUUCAAGUUUGCGAGGAGUUCGAACCCGAAUUUUUGGUGAUUCCAAGUUAGGGUUUUUUAUUUGUAAAGGUUAUUUUUAUUAAUUAAGCUUGAUUGUGUAUAGUUUUGUUGGGAUUUAGCGAGCUUUGUUACUUGGGUUGAUCUCUAGGGUUUUGGGAUUGAGAAGAUGGGAUUUGGGUUUGCAUUGUAUGGCUCGUGGGUGGGGCAAUUUUGGGUCUUUUGGAUACAGGGUUAACCGAAUUCCGGUUCUAGAUUGGGGGUUUUGGGGUUUUUUUUUUAUAUGGUAGAUAGUUUGCCUCUGUUUGUGGGCAUAUGCAGAGUUAUGAGGAUUGAUUUGCAAUGAAGGAUAUGGAGGAGUGCAAAUUCUGGGUUUUCUGGAAACAGUAAUAACGGUAAUUUUGGCUUCUGGUGCGGUUUCGGGGGGAUUAGUUGUUUCUUGUGGAUGGUGUAUGAAUCUGUUUCUUGAGAAAUGCAACCUCAGCAGUUCUCUAGAAUUGAUUUGGGUGAUCUGAAAGCACAGAUAGUGAAAAGGAUUGGGGCCGAGAGGUCAAGGCGGUAUUUUUAUUACUUGAACAGGUUGUUGAGUCAGAAGCUGAGCAAGAAAGAAUUUGACAAGUUGUGUCACCGGGUGCUCGGGAGUGAGAACUUGCCACUGCACAAUCAUUUCAUACGGUCAGUCUUGAAGAAUGCAUGCCAUGCCGAGACCCCACCACCAGUCCAUUCACCAGUUCCUGCGAAGCCUGGGAUACAAGCUGCAAACAGUUCUCCAAGUAGAGAAGAUGGGCAGGAACAAAGCCUCUUUUCGCAUCAAAAUCAAAAUGUACCCGCUUGGUCGAAUGGGGCGUUGCCAGUGUCCCCACGAAAGGGUAGGUCCGGGAUACGCGAAUGGAAGCUAAGGGAUAGGCCAAGCCCACUUGGACCAAAUGGGAAGGUAGAUACUGUAUCACAUCAUCCCACUGGUGCCGAUGAUAAUGGCGGUAAGUUUAUUGUGGAAAACGGGGAUGUGCAUGCAUUUGAUCAUCAGAGACCAAUGCAACGUUUCCAACCAGUUGCUGAGCUACCUGGCAGUGAAAGAGAUGGUGCAGUUCGGCGGCCCAUAGAAAAACCGCGGAUACACAGCAAAGACCAGACUGACUUAGCUGUUAUUGAUCAAGAGGAAGAAGGAGAACAAUCAAACCGCAUGAGUUUCUCAAGAAGUCCUCUACUUGCGCCACUGGGGAUCCCAUUCUACCCAGCCAGUGUAGGUGGGGCCCGCAAAGCUUUUCCAGUUGGUAGCAGCUGUGAUUUUGUUAGUUAUUAUGACAGUGGGGGAUUGUCCGAUACGGAGACACUUAGAAGACGCAUGGAGCAGAUUGCUGCAGCACAGGGUCUUGGAGGUGUUUCUACAGAAUGUGCCAAUAUGCUGAAUAAUGUGUUGGAUGUGUACUUAAAGCGAAUGAUUAGAUCCUGCGUUGAGUUGGUGGGAGGAAGGUCUACAUCAGAGGCAAAAAAGAAUGCUGCACCAAAGCAGCUGCAGCAGCAGAUUCAAGGAAAGAUUAUCAACGGCAUGUGGCCAAGCAAUCAUAUGCAUAUACAGAGCAGCAGUGGGCCCGUGGAAGAGCAAAGAUCUCGGUGCUCAAUAUCUUUGCUUGAUUUUAAGGUUGCAAUGGAGCUAAAUCCACAGCAACUUGGAGAGGAUUGGCCAUUGCUGCUGGAGAAGAUUUGUAUGCAAGCAUUUGAGGAAUGAAAGAUCCUUGUGAAGAUAAGUUCAUCCCAAAGUUGUGGUUGGGUCAGUCCGUUCUGGUUCAAAGGUCCUGAGAUCACCAGUUGUUGGAGAUCAAUGGUUCAAAUAAUUGUAAUCCCAUUGCCAGGACGCACCGGAUGGUUCCUGAGUGGGUAAAGUUCCGGGUAUUGCACGGUGAAAUCAUCUGUUUGAGCAUCAAAUGUCUGUAUUUUCUUGCCGCCAGGAUCCAUCCAGAAUUAUCUAACUGCAGCCAUUCAAGGGUGUUUUCAAACUGAAUCCCCAUGUUUGGUUGUUCUGUUGUAUGUUUAACAUAGAUGCUGCUGUAUUUGCUACCGCUCCAGAUCUCACGCUUUCGUGUAAUUGCAGCCAAUGGAAGAAAUAUAAGAAAAUUUUGCAGGGACUGUGUUCUGUAGCUCGGUGAGAGGUACAAUUGCUUGUGUAAGAGCUGCAGUAUGCUCUGUAUGUAUUUUAGAAUCUUAGAAUUGAUUUAAAUUUCAAUAUCAAUAACACAUCGACAUCAAUUGAGCUGUCCUCGACGGCAUUA